AGUGUCCCUUUUAAUGAAACAAAUUGAAAACUAACUGCAGCAAAGCUCAGGGCGAGCACUAACAGGAAGGGAAGGUGAUAUCUGCUUUAAAAAUUAAUGCGAGAAAAGUUUAGAUGCUUAAAAAGAAGUUUCUUUUUCCCACUCACACCCACGCACUGAGACGUGGGUGGCAAACGGCCUGGCGGGGCGAGGGAGGGGAUGAGGGCCGCUGGAUAAUUCAUCAGGGCCUGCCAGGAUGCACCACUGAGGUUGUUCAAAAACAACCCGGUGAAAAGAAAGUGAAAUCGGAGAAUUUCCUCAUUCGCCGGCUCCCGGCUGCGGCGAGCGGAGGGAACUCCUCGCGCCCCCGCGCCGUCCCGGGCCUCCGUGGGAAGCUGCACCGUGGCCGGGCGGGCAGCCCCAGCUGAGCGGGAUGAAGCUGCUGGCUUCCAUCGCCUUGCUGGCCACGCUGGCGGGGGCCCUGGGACCCCCCGACCCCGCGCUGGACUGGCACUGGCAGCUCUGGAAGAAAACCUACGGCAAGGAGUACCGCCACGAGCAGGAGGAAGGGGCCCGGCGCGCGACGUGGGAGAGGAACCUGCGACUGGUGACGCUGCACAACCUGGAGCACUCGCUGGGGCUGCACUCCUACGAGCUGGGCAUGAACCACCUGGGAGACAUGAGCAGCGAAGAAGUGGCGGCUUUGCUGACUGGGCUGAACGUUGUCCCUCGGCCAAAGCGGAGCUCCGCGUCCCGACCGCCGCCUGGCAGCGACGUCCCGGACACGAUGGACUGGAGGGAGAGGGGCUGCGUCACCGACGUGAAGAACCAGGGUGCUUGUGGGUCGUGCUGGGCGUUCAGCGCCGUGGGAGCCCUCGAGGCCCAGGUGAAGCUGAAGACGGGGAAGUUGGUGUCCCUGAGCACCCAGAACCUCGUCGACUGCUCCAGGAGCUACGGGAACAAAGGCUGCGGUGGCGGAUGGAGGACCAAAGCUUUCCAGUACAUCAUCGACAACGAAGGGAUCGACUCGGAUGAUUCCUACCCCUACACGGCUCAGGUAGGCAGCAGAGCCGGGCAGUGCUUAGGCUGGCUCCGCUCAAAUCGGCGGCGUAUCUCCUAUGACCCGAGCUGCUCUCAGGUGGCAAAUCACGCCGUGCUCGUCAUCGGCUACGGCUCUUCCGACGGGCAGGACUUCUGGCUCGUGAAAAACAGCUGGGGUGUGCAUUUUGGUGACCGGGGCUACAUCCGGAUGGCGAGGAACCGUGGAAACCGCUGCGGGAUUGCCAGCCACGGAGCCUCCCCCCGGAUCUAG
Messenger RNA from Tyto alba (common barn owl), 1291 nucleotides. Its product is annotated as cathepsin S-like. Gene Ontology annotation, molecular function: cysteine-type endopeptidase activity. Gene Ontology annotation, cellular component: lysosome. The transcript is spliced from 7 exons. Bases 413 to 1291 code for a protein of 292 amino acids. NCBI's taxonomy places the organism in Eukaryota, Metazoa, Chordata, Aves, Strigiformes, Tytonidae. The record is from RefSeq and is a predicted model, not a curated record. Gene Ontology annotation, biological process: immune response.